Vicia faba (fava bean) is the source of this 411-nucleotide messenger RNA. Lineage: Eukaryota; Viridiplantae; Streptophyta; Magnoliopsida; Fabales; Fabaceae. The record is from the annotation of a GenBank genome assembly.
AUGAAAAACUUCAGGAUCGCCAUAAUAGUUUCAUUCCUAUUUUUAGCUGAGUUCGGUGCAGCUCAACCUGGAGUUCUUCCAAUAUCGAAAUUUGGCGGAAGACCAAAUUCAGAUAUUACCCAGGCUUUCAUAGAAGCUUGGACUCAAGCAUGUGCAUCUCCAACUCCAACCAAAAUUUUGAUUCCAGCCGGAAAAGGAGUUUUUGAUGGUCAAGGUGCAGCUGUUUGGAAACAAGGUGGAGCUGCUUGGAAGAAAGGUUCAAGUACUUCCACCAGAAUCUCCAUGAAUUUCGGUUUUAAUUUUCUCAACAACUCGAUCAUCCGCGAUAUUACUUCUAAGGACAGCAAAUUUUUCCAUAUUAAUAGUAUUGUCCAUGGAACCAGUGCUCCAAACAGACUCCAUCGAAAAUAA